AUGUUACGUCCUACGUCNCUCGCCAUCUUGGAUGACGCUUCCGGCCAUUAUACAUCUGGUUUCUUCUAUGGGAACAACUAUUGGUUGGGUUCACUAUCGCUAUGUGAAUCCAUUUACCACGAAGGUGACGAUGACAGCGUUAAUUCAAGGACCGCUAAGAAUUCAGGUUUACCGUUUGCAAAAGCACAUACGCAAAUCUAUACAACGGUCUACAAUGAAAAUCCAACAUUUAUCCCUGGGUUCUUUGUGAUAAAGAUCUUCUUGAAUGAAACCUUUCCCACAUUUUUGACUAGAACCAUCUAUGUUGGCGUUUGUAUACCUUCCACCUGCUCUAAUAACGACGUUCACACUAUGGCGGAAUUCACACAAAUACCCUCGGCGACUCGGACUGUUAAAGUUUUGAAUGUGCGCAUGCCCAGCAACAAAAAGUUCAACCUAUUCGGCGAUCGAACAUUUUGGAUUUUAAGCGUUGUUUCAUUUUUGGUCCUUACUCUAAUAAUUGCCGGCACUUUAUACGAAAUUUACUUGACGAGUCGCUUGAAGGCGGCACUUCGCCUUCAAGAUAAGGAGAUGAUGAAUAAUAGUGAGACUUCAUCAGGCAUAGGUUGUGCUUCAUCCGAUUACGGAGAUUCUAUGGCUCAUGAGUCGCUCAAGAAAGAGUCAAUAAAGGAAUCGCUGAACGAGUUGAAUAUCGUACUGAAUAUACCGCGUGAAGUAAACGGCGGUCCAAGUAGCAGUAACAACACUUCCGAUGAACAUCUGGAAGUUCAUCUUCACGAGCCCGAAAAACUUAGCGUUUACUCCGAAUUAUUGCUUUCCUUCUCGGCCAUUACCAACUUCAAUGCCAUUUGUGAUAGGAAUGUCGGCGCGGACACUAUUCCCUGCGUACACGGACUUCGCGCUUUUUCAAUGGCGUGGGUUAUACUCGGACAUACCUGCAUAGUGGUUUUCAAAUACUCAGAUAAUAUGGAGAUGCGUAAAGAAGUGGAGAAAAACUUCUUCUUUCAAGCUGUCACAAACGGACCAUUCAGUGUGGACACAUUUUUCUUUAUCAGCGGCUUUUUGGUUUCAUAUUUGUAUUUUCGCACGAAUGCCAAAGGAAAACUGAAUAAACUCACAAAAGGCAGCAGUGAACUGGCGGCUGGUACUGCACACUUCUUGGGAUUGGUCGCUUAUCGUUUCAUGAGAUUGACUGCGCCAUAUAUGUUUGUGCUUGGAGUCGUACAGGUUACUAUGAAGUAUCUGGCCACAUAUUCGAUAUUUGAUCCUCCGACCAUGGAUCAUGAGACGUGCCCAAAAUAUUGGUGGCGCAACUUACUGUAUAUCAACACACUGUUCCCAGUAGAUCAAAUGUGUAUGCUAUGGAGUUGGUACUUGGCCAACGAUACACAGUUCUACAUUAUUGGCGCCAUCAUACUGAUCAUCGGAGUAAGGCACUUUAAACUGUCUGCAUGUACCACUUUAGUUUUCUUGGUGUCGUCUUGGAUUACAACAGCUAUCAUAGCUUUUACUAACAACCAUCGACCCGACACUGACGACCCUCUGGCGUUAUUUGAUAAAAUAUAUGAUAAACCGUGGACGCGUCUGGGCCCUUAUCUUAUCGGGAUGGCAGUUGGCUGGAUAUUGUUUCGCACCAACUGUAAAAUUCGUUUUCCACGUCUUACGGUGGCCACUCUCUGGACGUUGGCCAUGCUCAAUCUCUUUGUUCUGGUAUUCGGACUGUAUCGCGCUGAUUUAUCACAAUUAUUGGCGGCUGCGUAUAGCUCGCUUAGCCACUCAGCUUGGGCAUUAUCGUUGGCUUGGAUCACAAUUGCAUGCUCUACAGGAUAUGGUGGCUACAUUAAUUCCUUACUCUCAGCCCCUUUUCUGUAUCCGUUCUCCCGUGUCACCUACUGCGCAUAUCUGGUACAUCCGAUCGUCAUUCGAUCUAUGGCGCUAAACACUGACGCCCCACUACACUUGGGCGGUGAUACUAUGGUUAUAUUAUUUUUUGGACUUGUGGUAGCAUCGUAUUUGCUGUCGUUUGUUGUAUCGAUGUCCUUCGAAGCGCCUGUUGUCACAAUGCUGAAGAUCCUGUCUCCUAGUCGAAAAAAGCGUAUCGCUUAGUAAACUUAUGUUUGCAAGUACAUUAUAUAUUAGGGUGGUCCAAAAUAAGUAAAGUCGGUAUUUUAAUGCUCUCUCCCCCUAGAAUUGUUCUAUAUCGA
Molecule: messenger RNA, 2204 nt
Organism: Rhagoletis zephyria (snowberry fruit fly)
Lineage: Eukaryota; Metazoa; Arthropoda; Insecta; Diptera; Tephritidae
Product: nose resistant to fluoxetine protein 6
Molecular function (GO): acyltransferase activity, transferring groups other than amino-acyl groups
Source: RefSeq, a predicted model, not a curated record